Messenger RNA from Sesamum indicum (sesame), 1586 nucleotides. Its product is annotated as putative protein phosphatase 2C 2. Gene Ontology annotation, biological process: protein dephosphorylation. Gene Ontology annotation, molecular function: protein serine/threonine phosphatase activity. Lineage: Eukaryota; Viridiplantae; Streptophyta; Magnoliopsida; Lamiales; Pedaliaceae. The record is from RefSeq and is a predicted model, not a curated record.
AUCUCUAGCUACAUUCCUUAUACCUAUUUCGUUAAGCUCUUCCAUGAUCGAUCUUUUGUUAAUUGCAUCCUCAACAUUCAUCUUGUUUUGUUAUUGUUUAUGUGUUAUAAUUAGGUCUUCCCAAUAUUGCAUUGUGCAUUUGAAUUAUUACUGGAACAAGUUUUCAACAAUGAUUGAUGUCCGGCCAGCUUUCUUUCGUUUAUCCGUAAUUUCAAUAGCUUUAUACUUCCUCCGCCUCCUCAGGCUCAGGCGGAUGACUUGCAUGGCUUUGUUAAUCGCCCCCGCACCCCCUCCACCUCCUCCUCCGCCCACUACGUCUCCCUCCUGCACCUGCCAUCAUCAUCAACCCUGCACCUCUUCUAAUUCCCAACUUGAUCCAAACCAUCUGCCCAACAAUAUUGGGAUAAAAAAUAAACAGCUGCUAAUUGGACGAGGCAACAGCAAUGAAGUAUUAGUUAAGCCAUCGAGGAAGAGGCCGGCCCGGCUUGUUGUCCCCACGGACCUGGAUUCCAUUGAAAAGGUGAAAAGGAUGGAUAAUAUGAUGAAAGAAUUGGAGAUAAUCCAGGGCAGAGAUUUCUUCUUGGCAAGCAAGAAGGGUAGGAGAGAGGUCAUGGAAGAUAGGCACGCAGUUGUGCUUGAUAUUUCAGGUGACCCUAAACAAGCGUUCUUCGUAGUAAUUGAUGGGCAUGGAGGGCAUGAAGCAGCAGAUUAUGUGGCUAAAAAUUUAGGGAAGAACAUAGUGAAUGAGUUACAAGGCGUGGGAGUUGGCAAGGCCGGAAACCAGAUUGAAGCCGCUUUGCGCGGAGGCUACUCAGCCACGGAUAAAGAGUUUCUUGCUCAGGAUGUACAUGGAGGAGCGUGUGCAGCGGGUGUGCUGCUCAAGGAUGGAGAAGUGCACGCGGCACAUGUGGGUGACUGUAAAGUAGUGUUGAGCAGGAAAGGGAAAGCCAUUACAUUGACAAAUGAGCAUCGGCUGAGCAGGGAAGACGAGCGUGAACGCAUUGAGAAUUCGGGUGGUUUUCUGCACUGCCACAAUGGAGUGUGGAGGGUGAACGGAUCGCUGGCGAUAUCGAGGGCAUUUGGGGACGUGCAUUUGAAAGAUUGGAUAAUCUGUGAGCCUGAGAUAGUGAAGGUGGCCUUAACAUCAGAGUGUGAGUUUCUGAUAGUAGCUUCGGACGGGUUAUGGGAUAGGGUGAGCGAUCAAGAAGCGGUAGACGUGGUGGUGUCAAGGAAUCAUAUGAUGAUAGAGUCUUGCAGGAAACUUGUGGAAAUAUCAUCAAGCCGAGGGAAUCGAGAUGACAUUACUGUCAUGCUCAUUAACCUUCACAAUUUCAAGAUGAUCACCCACACCCACACCCAUAUAUAGCUACCUACCUAGCCCAUGCUCAAAUAUACACAAAUCAUCUUCAUGAGCAAUACUCACUAGCUAGCCAGGUUGAUUCAUUUUUGAAGAAUAGCUAGCUAGGUACACAUGAUCAUGCACAACCUCCUCCUCCUCCUCAUCUCUAUCCAAUGUAAACUAUUCAUAAUUAUGAUAUUAUAAUUACAUACAUACGGUUAGAUGGUAGAAGGAAGUUAUUUGCUAA